AUGUUCAACCUUCCGCCGGACAAACAGAGGAACCCAGGCUUCCACGCAGACAGCUAUGGCUUCAAUGGCCAGCCUUGGUCGAGGUUCGAUUUCGGCCAAGCGACCAUGUCGUCGUCUUCGGGCUUCUCCGCUGAACAAGCUCACGAUGAAAGACAGGACUUUGGCGGCAUGGGAGGGAUGGAGUGGGCGCCGACGCCGUCUAGUGUGCAACCUGACUAUUAUCAGGGCCAUCAGCAACACCCAGGGGAUACCGACAUGGAGUUGGAGGCUCUGAGUUCCCCUCAUAGCGGCGGAGGAGUUGGUCGCUUGGUUGCUCACUUCGAGAAUAAGGGCUUCAAUCCGUUUGAAAACAGGUCGCUCGCAUCCGCUCCACCCCUUCCGCCUAGGCCUUUAAAUGCAACCGUCAGUAUGAACAACCACACGGAUGGCAAUGACCAGCGUCAUCAUCAUCAUCAUCAGCAGCAGCAGCAGCAGCAUGCAGCCCAGAGCCCGUCGAUAAGCAUGAACAGCUUCCAGGCCAGCCUCAGUUUUGACCCAUUAUCGUCGUACUGCGGAAACGGAGUGAGUGGCGGAGGAGGAGGUAGCAGCCCGUCUUUCGACUCCAACAGAAUCGCAAGCCCCGUUACCGCGUCCGGCGAGAGCUGGGGAGGCCCGUUUCCCUCGUCACACAGAGUAACAAGCCCGGCAGCCAUGAGCCCGACUUGCAUGGCGUUUGGUAGUUACCACGAUGGCCGAGUUGCCAGCCCUGGAGCUGGUCCGUCUCCAGCGCCGUUUGGGAGUUUGGAUGGCUUCAUGCCUGGUAACCGAAUGCGGAGCCCCGUGGCCCACCAGCCUGACAUGGCCUCUUCCCCGUUGGUGCCGUCGCCCGUCACUCCCAACUCGGCCGCUCAUCAGAAUACGCCCGCCAUAGGCGGCACUCCAGGCUUCGAGAUCUGGCGGCCUCCCGGAUCCGCCGAUACAAAAUCAUUGAACCGAAACCUGUCCAAUGCGUUGGGAAGUUCUGCCAACCCUUCCAUUGCGGGUUUCAGGAGCAGCAGCAGCCGCCGCGGCACCAGCAGCAACGGUGCCAUCCCAAACCACGCGACCACCUCUCCAGCUGCCAGCAACAACAACCACGUCUCCGCCACCAAUAGCGCUGGUUUCUUGAAACCACCCGUGCCAACCACGCCGAAACCUCACAUCAGCGUCGGCAACCAAUUCAUCCUCGAGCUGAACCCAAUCACAAAGGCCAAAAGCAGGGCCUCGACGAAACCACCACGACCACGAGUACCUCCACCAAUACCGCUCCCCUUUGUGCCCGAGAUCAAGCAAGAGCCCGAGACGCCCCGGCCGCUGGAGAUGACGCCUUCUUGCCCGGCAGAGGUGAACGGCCUUUCGUGUCCAUUUCCGGAUCAAAAGCCUGCUUCCGCUUCUCUCCGAGGCCAAAUUGGAACUCGACCGUCCCGAGAGCAGGUUCCUGCGGAGGCCUGGGAGCAUUUUAAAGGCAUAAUUAGGGCACUGUACUUGGAAGAGAGGAAGCCGUUGAAAGAAGUCAUGGCCAUCAUGGCAGACAAGUACAGUUUUCAGGCAACGCCCAAGAUGUACAAGACCCGGUUCUCGCAGUGGGGCUUCGUGAAGAACAACACGGAAGAAGAGGUGAAGCGACUGCUAUCAAUGAAGUUCCAGCGCGACGCCGAGGGCAAGGUUUCGGAGUUCGUCCGCAAUGGCCGAGUUGUGAACUUGGGGACGUACCUCAAACGAAAGGGCGUAACCGAGUACGACUUGGUUGAUUUUGAGUUACCUGCUGAUCUUCCGGCUCAUGUGCGCUGCCGCACGCCAACGCCUCCUCCCGCUCCAGGAUAUCUGCGAUCACCCGACUUGCUCCGUGCGCAGGAGCUCGUUGUCAGCAACAUGCGCAAGGCCUUCCUACACUGCCGGCAAUUCGAAGAUGAAACCGAGGCACGCAUAGGCUGGCCAGUCACCAUGGUCUGGGGCGCCGGCUCCAGUGAGCUACUGCUUGAAGCCAACUUCUACUUUGAAGCUCAGGACGCAACCCAGGGAGGAAACCUCUUGAUACACGCUUUCCAGCAGCUGGAGGUCGACCUGAAGAAGCUGACACCUUUAGGCAUCAACGAACUGUUGCUGGGGAUGGUGCACCGAGACCCAGGCAUGAUGACGGCUCUUUGCAAGUAUCUGGCUGCGUACUCGACCACAAACUUUGAACGAUCGCACCCACUUCGGCAGAUAUUCACUUGCUUGUACGAGAUUCAGCAAAAGCAUGGAUCGAUGACCGUUUCCGAGUUGCUGUGGGGAAGCAUGCCGGCCAUUGCAGAGGAAUUGGAAACGAUAUACCAACGACAUCAUCCCUACGUCGCCAGAACCUGGAUAGAUCUCGCGCUGUUCUAUAACCACGUAAACGUAGAGCAAUUCGACAAGCUGGUGUCGGAGCUGCGACUUCAGCAACAUCAAGUGGAGCAGCGCUAUGGAUUGAGCAGUGCGGACGCUCUCGCUUUACGCUAUGCGAUUCUGCAAUCGCUGUACGCAGCGAACCCUCGGUCGGAAGCCGUACGACAGGCUGCUCACGACACGUGGAAUCACAUGAGAAGGGCAAACGUGGUCUUUGGACUGCGUGACGCGAAAGCCAACGUGUACUGCUACCAUUGCCCGGUCAAGGUUGAUCCGUGGACUAAGCGAUGUCGACGACGAUAUGACUCCGGGGUCGCCAUUCUAGAGCAACACGUCGGAGUCAAGAUUCAGCCCUACUUUGAAGAGGACUUCCACCAUGCCGUCCAUGUUCCUGAUGCUCAAGAGGCAUGGUCGUCGGCCUUGGACCACAUGGGCUCCGGAAAGUAUGCCUUUAUUUGA
Molecule: messenger RNA, 2844 nt
Organism: Ustilaginoidea virens
Lineage: Eukaryota; Fungi; Ascomycota; Sordariomycetes; Hypocreales; Clavicipitaceae
Exons: 3
Coding region: 1-2844 (947 amino acids)
Source: RefSeq, a predicted model, not a curated record